GUGUUAUAAUGAUUAAUAUCAAUCAUAUGCUUGUCAUUGAAGUAAAAUUCCUGUUGCGAGUCAUAGGCAUCUCUGUGUCGUUGCUUACAGAGUAAAACGAUCUAAAUCUGUCUUUGGCCAUAGAAAACUUUUUCUAGCAGUAUGCGCGAAUGUGUCUCGAUCCAUGUAGGACAAGCUGGUGUCCAAAUGGGCAAUGCCUGUUGGGAGUUGUACUGCCUGGAACACGGAAUUCAACCCGAUGGCCAGAUGCCGAGCGACAAGACGAUCGGUGGCGGCGAUGACUCGUUCAAUACAUUUUUCAGCGAGACCGGCGCUGGGAAGCACGUUCCUAGAGCUGUCUUUGUCGAUUUGGAACCUUCUGUUAUCGACGAAAUCCGAACUGGUACCUACCGUCAGCUCUUUCAUCCUGAGCAACUUAUCACUGGCAAGGAGGAUGCCGCUAACAACUAUGCUCGCGGGCACUACACCGUGGGAAAAGAUCACAUCGAUAACGUUUUGGACAGGAUAAGGAAACUGGCUGAUCAAUGCAGUGGCCUGCAGGGAUUUCUCGUGUUCCAUUCAUUUGGUGGAGGGACUGGCUCCGGAUUCUCGGCGUUACUUCUGGAACGCCUUUCCGUGGAUUAUGGCAAGAAGUCCAAGCUGGAGUUCGCCAUCUACCCAGCCCCUCAGAUCUCCACCGCUGUGGUCGAGCCCUACAACUCCAUCCUGACCACCCACACAACCCUGGAGCACUCUGACUGUGCCUUCAUGGUGGACAACGAGGCCAUCUAUGACAUCUGCCGCCGCAACCUGGACAUCGAGAGACCCACCUACACCAACCUGAACCGUCUGAUUGGUCAGAUUGUGUCCUCCAUCACUGCAUCUCUACGCUUUGAUGGAUCCUUAAAUGUUGAUCUUAUGGAGUUCCAGACUAACUUGGUGCCUUAUCCUCGUAUUCAUUUCCCCAUGGCUACCUAUGCACCGAUUAUUUCUGCCGAGAAGGCUUACCACGAAAUGAUGACAGUGUCUGACCUCACAAAUGCCUGCUUCGAGCCGGCCAAUCAGAUGGUAAAGUGUGACCCACGUCAUGGCAAAUACAUGGCCUGCUGUCUGCUCUUCCGUGGUGACGUGGUUCCCAAGGACGUCAACGCUGCCAUAGCCACAAUCAAGACCAAAAGAACCAUCCAGUUUGUGGACUGGUGCCCCACUGGAUUCAAGGUCGGCAUCAACUACCAGCCACCCACUGUUGUCCCUGGCGGUGACCUGGCCAAGGUGCAGCGUGCCGUGUGCAUGUUGAGCAACACCACAGCCAUCGCCGAGGCCUGGGCUCGUCUGGAUCACAAGUUUGAUCUGAUGUACGCCAAGCGCGCGUUUGUGCACUGGUAUGUGGGUGAGGGUAUGGAGGAAGGAGAGUUCUCCGAGGCUCGUGAGGAUCUGGCAGCCCUUGAGAAGGACUACGAGGAGGUCGCCGUAGAAAGUGUCGAAGAGGAUGAAGAAGAGGAAGAAUUUUAGCUUUAUGAACACUAUUUGUCAAUCGAAUAAGCAUAGAUGUGCAAUGAUAUACUCAAAACGUGCAAAUAGAGUUCGGUUAUUCGUAAUCCUGUUAGUAAUCUUGUCUUACCUUUUACUAUUUUUUUCUUCUAGAAAUCUGCCCACAUCAUUUUGUCAUGUAUUAAAAUCUAUUUUUCCAAUUAAAUCAAUUUAUCGUCA
Molecule: messenger RNA, 1689 nt
Organism: Nematostella vectensis (starlet sea anemone)
Lineage: Eukaryota; Metazoa; Cnidaria; Anthozoa; Actiniaria; Edwardsiidae
Product: tubulin alpha-1 chain
Exons: 4
Coding region: 142-1491 (449 amino acids)
Biological process (GO): microtubule cytoskeleton organization; mitotic cell cycle
Cellular component (GO): microtubule; cytoplasm
Molecular function (GO): structural constituent of cytoskeleton; GTP binding
Source: RefSeq, a predicted model, not a curated record